CUCGGGCAAACAUGGUGAUGGCAAAGUCCAUGCUGCUCGUUGCCGCGACCCUGGAGUUGGCUGUUGCCGACUUCCCGCCUUCCUGGGGCGUUCAAGACGUGUGGGUGCACACAAGCACAUGGUACGCAGGCCGCUGCACGUGCUUGUGCCAGCCCUUGUGCUCGCAUCCGUCGGACAUCAUGCGCACCAACUUGGUGUCGGGGGGGCUUAUUCCUCGCUUCAACAAUUACUCGGUACCUCGCUGCGACGACUACGGUAAGUAUUACGCAUCGUCUGCUAUCUCUGCCGUCGGUCAAACGCACCUCAAAAACUACUUUCCGGUGGGAUUUUCUCGCGACUUGGAGAACAUGUGGUCCCCCUCUGCCCCCGAAGGCAACCAGCCCACGUUUGCCUACCCCUGCGGCGGUCUCAAGGAUGCAUCGUACCUGCUCACGGUGGUUCAGUUGGCGCAACGGCUCAAGGCCCCCAAAGUCAUCACCGACAACAUUGGUAAAGAAGUCAAAGUGUCCGAUCUCCGCGCAGCGUUCAAACAAGACUGGGGUGCCGACGUCGUGUUGCAGUGUCUGGAUGGCGCGUUCACUGACGUGCUGACGUGUUGGAGCAAAGCCCCCGCCAUGAAAGGCAGUGGAGAAAUUUUCCCAUCCAAGAUCCAAGACUGCUCCCCCCAGAUCGCUGCCACGGACGAAUGCACCAACGCCACGACCAAGAUCUUGGCCUUUUCAAUCCCCACCAAAGCCCCUGUAACGGACGCUCCCUCGGACGCCCCAGUUACCACCGCCGUUGUUCCUGUCACAACCACCGUGACGCCUAACUCUACCACCGUGACCCCUAAAUCUACCACCGUCACCCCUAACUCUACCACCGUGACCCCUCACCCUACCACCGUGACACCUAACUCUACCACCGCGCCGACCCCCACGCCCACCGAAGUCCCUUCAGAAGUGGACAUUUGGACAAAGUUUUAUGCACGCAACGCUCGGUGUGCAAUUUUCGGGGAAGAAGGAUGCACGUACUGUGCCGCUGCCAAAGCCCUGCUCAAGCAAAAGAAAGCCAAGUACGACUACUUUGGGGUGUGGAUGGACAACCCCAACCACAUCCCCAGCGGCAUGGACGUGUACUACUCGCUGCUACGCCUCACCAAGAAAGACUCGCUGCCCAACAUUUGGAUUGGGGGGAAAUUCAUCGGGGGCUUCGACGACUUGAAAGGAUUGAAUGCGUCAGGGACGUUGAAUCAACUGCUCAAGGAUGCCAAGUGUCUGCAAAAUACUACUAACAUUACGUCCGUCUUUGGCUACGAAUAAGAGUAGUGAAAUUACU
Aphanomyces astaci is the source of this 1317-nucleotide messenger RNA. RefSeq lists its product as hypothetical. The transcript has a single exon. Gene Ontology annotation, biological process: cellular response to oxidative stress. Gene Ontology annotation, molecular function: ribonuclease T2 activity; RNA binding; glutathione disulfide oxidoreductase activity. Bases 12 to 1301 code for a protein of 429 amino acids. The record is from RefSeq and is a predicted model, not a curated record. NCBI's taxonomy places the organism in Eukaryota, Oomycota, Saprolegniomycetes, Saprolegniales, Verrucalvaceae. Gene Ontology annotation, cellular component: cytoplasm.